CUGUUGGGGCUCAAGCAAAUAUAUCUUUCACUAAAGAGCCAAAUUCUCAGGAUGUGUUGCAUGGUCGUGGUGCCAUUUUGCGCUGUGAAGUGAAAGACCCUAGAGACAUUGAAUUUGAGUGGUUACAGAAUGGGGAACCUUUUCAGGACACUGAACGGCGUUUCAAGGAAGGGAGCAACCUUCAGUUUGCAUCUAUUGAUCGUCAGCAAGAUGGUGGGAACUUCCAAUGUGUUGCCAGGAAUGUAGUUACUGGAGAAGAAGCUCGGACAACAAAUGUAUCUUUCAACAUAAAAUGGAUUGAAACAGGGAAAGUUGUCUUGAAGAAUCCUGCCAGAGUGGAGGAUAUACAAAGUUCUUCUCCAGUAACGUUGCAUUGUCACAUUGAUGGGCACCCACGCCCAAUAAGUCAGUGGUUCCAAGAUGGUACCCAAAUUGUAGACGAUCGCACAAUUUACUCAGUCAAUAAUAAGGAGCGGACCUUCACCAUCAAGAGUGCCAACCCAGAUGAUAAUGGCCUUUAUUACUGUUGUGCUCGGAAUGCUGUGGGCACUGUAUGCAGCCGAAACAACUUCACCCUCAAUAUUAUAGAUGAAAGUUUCCCCCACCCAGUGAUAGUUCCUGAGAACCAAAUUGUCAAUAAAAAUGAGGAGGCUAUGUUCCAUUGCAAGUUCCAGGCUGUGCCACCACCUACCCAAGAAUGGCUAUUUGAGGAUGACUCCCCAAUUCAAAAUCGUAGCAGGACCAUCAUAUUUUCCAAUGGCUCUUUACUAGUAACUCAGGUGAAACCACGCAGCGUUGGAAUCUACAAAUGUGUUGGCCGUGGACAAAAAGGAAAACCUGUAAUCCUGGAGGCAACCCUACAACUAGCAGAAAUUGAAGAUUUUUCUCAAGUAUUUAACCCCAAAAUUGUCAUAGCCAAUAAAGAGCAACGUGUAACCUGUGUGGCUCCUCGUGGGAUCCCUGAACCCCAUAUUUGGUGGGAGAGAAACAAUGUUCGUAUCCCCACUACUGGGAGAGUUCACCAAGAAGCAGGGGACCUUGUCUUCACCACUAUUGUAGAAAAGGAUACUGGAAUAUAUACUUGCCAUGCAAUGAACAAGGCUGGAGAAAAAAAACAAGAUCUUUCCAUUUCAGUAGCAACAAAGCCAGAAUGGGUGGAAAAGCCCAAGGACAGUCAGCUAGAGGAAAGCAAACCAGGAUACCUUCAUUGUCUCAGUAAAGCCUCUCUCAAGCCCACUGUCAAUUGGUUUCGUAAUGGCAAUCCUAUUUCAGAGGAUUCCCGCUUUGAAAUUGCUGAGAAUGGGACACUGCGUAUUAACAGUGUGGAAGUGUACGAUGGAACAAUAUUCAAGUGUGUAAGCAGCACUCCAGCAGGAAGUAUUGAAGAACACGUCCGUGUACAUGUUCUGGAAAAGCUGAAGUUUACUCCUCCGCCUCAACCCUUGCAGUGUGUUGAAUUUGAUAAAGAAGUCACUAUUUCCUGCUCAGCUACAGGGCGAGAAAAACCUGCAAUCCAUUGGAUUAAAACCGAUGGGAGAAAUCUACCAACCUGGGUCAGUAACAAUUCUGGAAAUCUGCACUUUCAUAAAGUGACCCGGAGUGACGCUGGAAACUAUACAUGUAUUGCUUCCAAUGGUCCACAAGGAGAGAUCAGAGCAACAAUUCAACUUACAGUGGCAGUGUUUAUAAGCUUCAAACUGAGGCCGGAUGACACAACCGUAUAUCCAGGACACACAGCCAUGUUUCAGUGUCAAGCUGAGGGUGACCCAUUGCCACAAAUCCAGUGGAAAGGAAAGGAUAAGAUUCUGGAUCAUGAUGAAUUUUCACCCAGGAUCCAAAUUAUGACCAAUGGCUCUCUAAUAAUAUAUGAUGUCACCACUGCGGAUUCUGGCAAGUAUACCUGCAUUGCUGGCAACAGUUGCAACAUCAAGCACCAUGAGGCCUUUCUCCAUGUUGUUGAUUUACCUGUUAUCAACCCUGAUAAUAUGCCCAACAGCCACACCCCCUAUAAAAUGAUUCAGACUAUAGGGCUAUCUGUUGGUGCUGCAGUAGCAUAUAUAAUAAUUGUGUUGGGCCUCAUGUUCUACUGCAAGAAGAGGAGGAAAGCGAAGAGACUGAAGAAGCAGCCAGAAAGUGAAGAGCCAGAGAUGGAGUGUCUGAAUGGGGGUACUUUGCUGCAAAAUGGACAGACUACUGCUGAGAUCCAAGAAGAGGUGGCUCUGACAAAUAUUGGCAGCAGCUCUGCAGUCAACAAGAGGCACAGUACUAGUGAUAAAAUGCACUUUUCUCGGUCUAACCUGCAGACAAUCACUCCUCUGGGGAAAGGUGAAUUUGGAGAUGUUUUCCUGGCUAAGGCAAAAGGCAUUGAUGACAAUGACACUGAAGUGCUCGUUUUAGUCAAGAGUCUUCAGUCAAGGGAUGAGCAACUACAGUUGGCCUUCAGACAAGAAACUGAGAUGUUUGGCAAACUGAACCACAACAACGUGGUGCGAUUGCUUGGCUUAUGCAGGGAAGCAGAGCCUCACUACAUGAUCUUGGAAUAUGUAGAUUUGGGAGAUCUGAAGCAGUUCCUGAGGAUUUCCAGAAGUAAAGAUGAGAACCUCAAGCCCCAGCCCAUCAGCACCAAGCAUAAGUUGUCUUUCUGCUGUCAAGUGGCACUGGGAAUGGAACAUCUCUCCAAUAGCAGGUUUGUCCACAAAGACUUGGCGGCUCGGAACUGCCUGGUCAGUGCGCAAAGGCAGGUGAAGCUGGCAAAACUAAGUCUCAGCAAAGAUGUUUACAACAGCGAAUACUAUCACUACCACCAAGCCUGGAUUCCACUUCGUUGGAUGCCCCCUGAAGCUGUCUUGGAGGAUGAAUUCUCCACAAAAUCUGAUGUGUGGUCCUUCGGGGUGGUCAUGUGGGAAAUAUUUACAUUGGGGGAAUUGCCGCAUUCAUCAUUGGGGAAUGAAGAGGUGUUAGCAGGUUUACAGUCUGGGAAAAUGAAGCUUCCCCAUCCAGAGGGUUGUCCCUCCAAAUGUUACAAGUUGAUGCAGCGCUGUUGGGCUCAAAGCCCAAAGGACCGCCCAUCUUUCAGCGAAAUUGCUAACAUGCUUGGAGAAAGCCCAUCAGAAAGCAAAGCCUGAAUAGGAAAUGCCCACCCUAUUCAGAGAGGUUGGAUUGGGCUGAAAUCACAUUUUGGUGUUUUGACUGUUACAGAUUCUCAAUGGGACCUAACAGAACCAAAAGGGACCAAGAACUUUUACACUAGUGGAUGAAGGCUGCGGAUGUUUUCUUGAUCCAAGAUGUCUUCACCAGGCUGUGUUCUCUCUGCCUGGCCAGGCUGCAUUCCUCCAGGGUCUACCUCCGACUCCCACUAGAUAAAAACAUCUUAGAAAUGAAGGGAAUGCUGGGAACGGCCGUCUUAGGAUAAUUUCACAAGAAAAGCCUGUAACAAGUUUUUGGGACUUCUCUGUCUUGGCACAUUUAACCUUUUAUUUACUUUUCAAAUCCUUUCAUGGAAAAGCACAGACAAGUUACUUCUGGGAAAGAGUUUUGGUUUGGGGGUGGGGGUGGAGAAGGGCACAUGCACAGAAUCAUGCUGCUCAGUCAAUAUUUUUUGACAGGAGGCAUUAAGACGGGAACAGGGGAACAAAACUUGACAAUGCCUGUUGUCGCUUUUAUAAUUUUUGUAGUAUCUGGUCAGAUCUUGUGAAGCAACAGUGCUUCGCAGCACAAUAGCAGCCCCAUUCCAAGCUCAUAAAAUGUUUGAUCCUGUAAUCGUUUCUCACUUGACUGGAAUCAGAAAGGUCUGGACUGCCAAUUAUUGAAGAGAUCCAGUGACUUUUCCUUGAUCAUAUCCCUGCAAAGGAGAUAAGGAGAAUCUUUCUUAAGACAAGGAAGAACCUGCAUAUUUAUUGAACAAUGCUUUAUUUCUCCUCCUGGUACUGUCAAGUCUGUCAGGCCUUCUGCUGCCUCCUUACAUACCCAGAAAAAAAAGCAACAAACACUUAAGUGCCUGGCAUAUGAAGGAGACUUUCAGUAGCUUUCCUGAUUAUCUAAUGCCGCUUUUUUAUAUGAUUAUUUUGGCAAUGUUUGUUUUUCUUACUUUUUUAAAGAAAAUAUUGACACUUUGCAGCCUGUAAUUCUUUUAUAUGCACAUAUAUAUGUAUAUGUAUGUAUGUAUGUAUGUACACAUAUAUAUAUACAUAUAGUAUUGGAAUUGCAAUCUAGAGUCAGUUUAACUUCAGUUUGCUUGAGCAGAGGAGUAGAACAGCCAAGAGGUUUUUUUUAAAUAAAAUAAAAUAAAAUACACUGCUUGCAAUAAAGAAUCCCUCUCAAGCAUAAA
Thamnophis sirtalis is the source of this 4327-nucleotide messenger RNA. The record is from RefSeq and is a predicted model, not a curated record. Lineage: Eukaryota; Metazoa; Chordata; Lepidosauria; Squamata; Natricidae.